Molecule: messenger RNA, 993 nt
Organism: Pochonia chlamydosporia 170
Lineage: Eukaryota; Fungi; Ascomycota; Sordariomycetes; Hypocreales; Clavicipitaceae
Product: thymine dioxygenase
Exons: 3
Coding region: 1-993 (330 amino acids)
Molecular function (GO): dioxygenase activity
Source: RefSeq, a predicted model, not a curated record
AUGAUCUCUAAAGGUGUUGUGCUAGAUAUGGCUUUGCUGUUUGGAACUCCUAACCAGAAAAAAGAGUUCUGCUCGUCUCUCCUUUACCAUCUAAAAUCGCAAGGCUGGGUUAAGAUCCAAAAUCAUGGCAUUUCGAGAGAAGUUAUUCACAAACUAUUCUCUAUGACGAAACAUUUCUUUAACUUGCCAUAUGAGGAGAAGAUGAAAGCUAAGCAUCCCCCUCAAGCAAACCCAAAUCGGGGGUAUAGCUACGUUGGCCAAGAGAAUGUUGCCCAGAUUAGCGGGUAUGGGAAAGGCAAAGGACCUGGAAAAAGCCGCGAUAUUAAAGAAACCUUCGACAUGGGUGCAGCAAACGACAGCCUCAUUAAUAACCAAUGGAUUCCUGAAGAAAGCCUUCCUGGCUUUCGUGAGUUUAUGGAGUCUUUUUAUGAGCAAGCCUUUAAGGCAGAGAUGCACCUCCUUUCAGCACUUGCCAUCGCCCUUGGCAUCUCAGAGAACCAUGUUAAGUCCCUUCACGACCGGGCAGAGAAUGAGUUCCGCCUGCUCCACUACCCAGCCCUUCCAGUAUCGUAUCUCGCUGAUAAGACGGCCACUCGCAUCGCGGAACACACUGACUUCGGAACUAUUACCAUGCUCUUCCAGGACUCAACUGGCGGGCUGCAGGUCGAGGAUCAAACGCAGCGAGGAGCGUUCCGUGACAUUGAACCCUCCGCUCCGACAGACCUCAUUCUGAAUAUUGGAGACUCCUUGCAGAGGUUGACAAAUGACACGCUCCUAGCCGCGUGUCACCGUGUUACUUAUCCGCCAACUACCAAGAAGGAUGGGAAUGAGGUAAUCCCGGAUCGCUACUCAAUCGCUUAUUUUGUGAAGCCGAAUCGCAGCGCUUCGCUCCUGCCUUUGAAAGAGUUCGUCUCAGAGGAGACGCCAUGUAAAUACGAUAAUGUUACAGCUUGGGAGUGGAACAACCUCAGGAUUGCGAAGUUGUACACUUAA